Copidosoma floridanum is the source of this 1612-nucleotide messenger RNA. Its product is annotated as chromobox protein homolog 1. NCBI's taxonomy places the organism in Eukaryota, Metazoa, Arthropoda, Insecta, Hymenoptera, Encyrtidae. Gene Ontology annotation, cellular component: nucleus. The record is from RefSeq and is a predicted model, not a curated record.
UUCGUUAGGACGUGAAGUAAACAUUUCGGCUAUCGAAUAAUAUAUAAAACGGAGCGAGUGCGCCUCGUUAAAGAACAAUAAAGUUUAUCAUCCCGCGGUACUAAAGCAUCGUCUUCAAGAACAGACCUCAUCCGUCUGUGCAUAAGCUAAGGCUCGGCUGCCGCAGUCAACAGAAGUCGUUCUACGUCUAGAAGAGCGAAAAACAGGGAAUAAACAUGAGCAAAUCCAAGGAUUCCGCAUCCACUGAGGCCGAGACCGAGGAGGAAUACAGCGUGGAGAAAGUUCUUGACAGGAGGGUCGUCAAGGGCGGCAAGAUCGAGUAUUACUUGAAGUGGAAGGGGUACUCAAACGAAGAGAACACAUGGGAGCCAGAGGAGAACCUGGAUUGUCCUGACUUGAUUGCUCAAUUCGAAGAACAGCGCAAAAAGAAAGAGGCUGCUGCCAGUAGCAAGAGCAAAGUUGAUGAUAAGGAGCUAAAAAAGCGAAAAAGUUCCAGCACACCCACACCAACACAGCCCAAGAAGAAGGUAGUGGAAGACAAGAAACCGGAAGGCUUUGAUAGAGGCUUGGAACCAGAGCGCAUCAUUGGAGCGACUGAUUCUAGCGGAGAACUUAUGUUCCUGAUGAAAUGGAAAGGAACAGACGAUGCGGAUCUAGUUCCUGCGCGAGAUGCCAACGAAAAAUGCCCGCAGAUAGUCAUCAGGUUCUAUGAAGAAAGAUUGACGUGGCACAGUCCAAGUAAUGACGAAGAAGGAGUAAAACCUGAUCCCGAAUAGCCGUACUCACUUCCUCACAACUUAACUGUCUUUAAAUAAUGUCACUCGUGUAAACAAUCAGAUUUUGAUUAUAUUUUUUCUUUUACUAUUAACGUAACAUAACGCACUGUGCCACCGACCAAAUAUUUUUAAUAAAAAACAAUGUAGUGUAAAAAAAAAUCGAAAAAAAAUAUAGUCCAAAUUUUCUAAAAACGAUCUUGGGUGUCAUUAAACUUGCUUCUAUUACGUUCUUCAGAAAUCAUAUCCAUCAGUCAUUAUUGGCAUUAGUAGUUAUGUUAAGUCAAUAGAGACAGACUCGGUUUUAUAUACCUGUAAAUUCAGUAUAUAAUGUGGAUAAGAUCGUAAAAAAAGACGAUCUUGAACGAAUGAUUUUUUUUAUCAGACCUUUGUAGUGUAUGAUUUUGUAAGUCUCGAUUGUGGUUUAAAUUAAAAGAUUUUUUCUGUAGAAACGAUAUCAUACUUCAAAAAUUCGUUUACUUCGUUUCAAAAUAUUUGUGUUAUAGACAUUGUAAUAUGAUAUAAUAGAAAUACAUUUAAGAAUUGCGUAUUUUGGAAUUUAAAACAGUUUUUGUUUCGAAAUUAUCCCCUUUUAAUUUUAAGUAUUCUGACGUAUUGCGUAAAAUAAAAUUCUUACACAGCUCGAUAUCAAUAAUCUUUGUAUGAUUACAAUAAGUGUAAAUUCUUAUUUUUUAUAGAUUAGAAUAAAUAAUGAACUAAAGUCAAGUUUUCAUCUUUUUAACUCCUCACCUUCUAGUAAACUGUAACUUUGUAGCCAACAAAUGUCAUGAAAUUAUUACUUAUGCAGUACAAAUUUAACUCCGAGUAAGGAUUUAUGA